AGAAGAGACCUAACGUCCUACGUCCUAACAUUCAACAAACCAAGUGGCGAUAGUAACUGUUUUCUGGUUUUUGUUACCUUUUUUACAUUCUCUUCUGUAUGAACUGAAAACAUCGAAAACAAAAUAAAUCAAAAGCAGAAACAUAAAAAUACACAAUCCGGCUUCGGUUUUGCUUGAUCAUUUACUGUAGUGAUGGACAUAACGAGUCCGAUUGGUUCGUGUUCCAAAGAGCACCAGAAGAUCUACCAGGAAUGGUUUAAUCACGCCGAUUCAGAUGGUGAUGGUCGAAUUACGGGUACUGAUGCAAUUAAGUUCUUCUCUUUGUCGAAUUUACCACGACAAGAUCUCAAGCAGGUUUGGGCAAUUGCAGAUUCCAAGAGACAGGGAUAUCUUGGUCUCAGAGAGUUCAUAACUGCUAUGCAGCUAGUUUCGCUAGCGCAAGAUGGACAUGCGAUAACACAUGAUCUCUUGAAUAGCAAUGUUGACUUCCAAAGUUUGAAACUUCCUGUAAUGGAAGGUUUGGAUGCUUUAAUUGCAAAGCAAAAGCGUUCAUCAAAGACAAGUGAUCCUGAUGUGAAUGGUAGUUCCCAACCUCAACCCUCACCUUCAGCUAGUUGGUUUUCUACGAAAUCAUCAAAAAAGUUAUCUCUGUCCUCUGUUACAUCGAUAGUGGAUGGCUUAAAGACAUUGUAUAUUCAAAAGCUAAAGCCAUUGGAAGUUACCUAUCGUUUUAAUGAUUUUGUAUCCCCAUUAUUGAAUAAUAGUGAUUUUGAUGCCAAACCAAUGGUCAUGCUUUUGGGCCAGUACUCCACUGGAAAAACAACAUUCAUAAAACAUAUGCUUAGAAGAGGCUAUCCGGGAGCUCACAUUGGACCCGAGCCGACGACUGACAGAUUUGUUGUUGUUAUGUCUGGACCUGACGAAAGAAGUAUACCAGGGAACACUGUUGCUGUCCAAGCUGACAUGCCAUUCCAUGGUCUCACAACUUUUGGAACUGCAUUUUUGUCAAAGUUUGAGUGCUCUCAAAUGCCACAUCCUCUUCUUGACCACAUUACAUUGGUAGAUACUCCUGGAGUUUUGUCAGGAGAGAAGCAACGUACGCAGCGAUCCUAUGAUUUUACUGGUGUAACAUCGUGGUUUGCUGCAAAGUGUGACCUCAUUCUACUUCUGUUUGAUCCUCACAAACUUGAUGUUAGUGAUGAAUUUAAGCGUGUGAUUUCAUCAUUACGUGGUCAUGAUGACAAAAUUCGUGUGGUUUUGAACAAGGCAGACCAAGUUGAUACUCAACAACUGAUGAGGGUUUAUGGAGCUUUGAUGUGGUCACUAGGAAAAGUACUUAAUACUCCUGAAGUUGCACGUGUCUAUAUUGGCUCAUUUAAUGAUAAACCAGUAAGUGAAGCUGUAACUGGUCCAAUUGGGAAAGAACUUUUUGAAAAAGAACAAGAAGACCUUCUAGCUGAUCUAAAAGACAUUCCGAAAAAGGCUUGCGAUCGCCGGAUCAAUGAAUUCGUGAAGCGAGCCAGAGCUGCCAAGAUACAUGCUUAUAUCAUCAGUCAUCUUAGAAAGGAGAUGCCUGCUAUGAUGGGCAAAGCCAAGACUCAGCAGAGACUCAUCGAUAAUUUGGAAGCUGAAUUUGGAAAGGUCCAAAGGGAGUUCCAUCUACCUCCUGGGGAUUUUCCAAAUGUUGAGCACUUCAAAGAGGUUUUGAGUGGUUACAGCUUCGACAAAUUCGAGAAGUUGAAGCCGAAAAUGAUACAAAAUGUCGACGACAUGCUAGGUUACGACAUACCUGAUCUAUUGAAGAAUUUCAGAAAUCCCUAUGAUUAGAUAGACCAAGACUGAAAUGUUGAAGGGCAUAAUAAUUUAUAUCUGUAUUUAAUACCUAUUUGUGAAAACAUUUGGAAAUUUUACAGGAAACAUAAAUUGGCUACUCGGUAUAGGAAUUAUUUCCUUUUUGAUUAUUAGAGGUGGAAGAAAUC
This is a messenger RNA of Pistacia vera, 1979 nucleotides long. RefSeq names its product EH domain-containing protein 1. Gene Ontology annotation, cellular component: cytoplasm; plasma membrane; intracellular membrane-bounded organelle. Bases 193 to 1827 code for a protein of 544 amino acids. Gene Ontology annotation, biological process: endosomal transport; endocytosis. The record is from RefSeq and is a predicted model, not a curated record. Gene Ontology annotation, molecular function: protein binding; GTP binding; calcium ion binding. The transcript is spliced from 16 exons. NCBI's taxonomy places the organism in Eukaryota, Viridiplantae, Streptophyta, Magnoliopsida, Sapindales, Anacardiaceae.